UUGUCCGAAGUGGUCUGUUGGUGAAAAUAGGUGUGCUUGCCCUAAUUUACAGUUGCGUCGAUAACUUAGCAUUUCUUGCAAUAUCCGCUUGCCCGAUUGAUAAGCGAAAUUACUCAGCACCAUGUCGUCAACGAGCUUCAGCGUCGGUGUGGCCGAGGAAACAAAAACGUCGAGCCGUGUGCUGAAACCCCCGGGCGGUGGCCAUUCGGACAUUUUCGGUUCCUCCAACGUGCGGCAAAAUCCGCCCCGGCCGAAAAACAACCAGCAAAACUCUUCCAACAUGAACGCCGUCAUGGGCACGGUUGACCCGAACGAAACGCUCGAUUCGUUUGGCCGCGGAGGAGAAAGUCACGCCACUGCUGGUGGUGGCGACAACACGUCGGCAGCCCAAAAUGGACCCCCCGCAUCUAAUGGAGCGGGCGCAGCAGAAUCAUCCAAGCCGACGUCGGCCACGGCGGAACGGGCCCGUGUACCUCCCGGUGGCCACUCGCAAGGCUUCUGGUGAUUUUCUCGCAACAUGCACAUCGACGACGUAGCAUCACGCAAUGUAUUGCACCUGCUGUUUUGCAUCGGAACCAAACUGUAGGGAUCGGGCCCUUUGCUCGCCAGGUCUCCCCUCUUUCUGUGUUUACAUCAUCUACUAGCUUACCUCCUAAGGUAUAUGAGCACGGUCCGCUUGCGUCCAUCGGCGCCUGCGGCGGGAGCUCCAUUUUGUUUAUUAGUGUCUUGUGUACCUCAUUCUCGAUACUCGAUAGCUUUUUAAACACCCCUCUAACCUUUCGCUACACUAUCUCAACGAUAGCUAGCUAUACUGCCAAAAAAUCAAAAAAAAAGACGACACAAAACCUUACUUAAAACAAAGGCUACUUUCUAUUGUGUAUUUUGCGUAUGGUAUUAUUACUUCCAAAGUGAAGCGUGCCCUGGGGCUAGUAUGUAAUGGCGCUGGAACUCUUACACAAAUGACGGAACAAAUAAAUUAUACACCAGCUUAAUUAA
This is a messenger RNA of Anopheles nili, 996 nucleotides long. Its product is annotated as jupiter microtubule associated homolog 1. Bases 122 to 505 code for a protein of 127 amino acids. NCBI's taxonomy places the organism in Eukaryota, Metazoa, Arthropoda, Insecta, Diptera, Culicidae. Gene Ontology annotation, cellular component: nucleus. The transcript has a single exon. The record is from RefSeq and is a predicted model, not a curated record.